Epithele typhae is the source of this 936-nucleotide messenger RNA. RefSeq lists its product as uncharacterized. The record is from RefSeq and is a predicted model, not a curated record. Bases 1 to 936 code for a protein of 311 amino acids. The transcript has 3 exons. Lineage: Eukaryota; Fungi; Basidiomycota; Agaricomycetes; Polyporales; Epitheliaceae.
AUGCGUACCACUCUCGUCUUGUUCUGUCUCAUCGCAGUCGUGGUCGCGCGUCCCCCCGCUCAAGCUCAUAUCGACCACGACCGUAGCACAUCGACUACCUUCAAUUCGAGCGGUGCUGCGUCCUCCAGUAACGAUCCACCCACGAAGACUCUACACCUGCGCAACGAAGGAGGGUCGUUCCCCUCGGACUUCUCCAUCCCCUCGAUUCCAUCGGAUUGGUCGUCCACCAGCCGACCGUCGGGCUUCUCCAUCCCUGCCAUCCCUUCCGGGUAUUCCACUGGCCUGCCGUCAGGAUUCUCUCUCCCGGCAAUCCCUUCCGGCUGGGAAUCCGGCGUUCCUUCGGGUUUCUCCUUGCCAUCGGGCUGGACGUAUCCCACUCAAUGGGGACAGGCGACUGCAUCCCAACCCACAACAAGAACCCUCAGCUCAACGCGGCGACCAGUUGGACAUUCCCUUCCGACUCCUAUCCCUUCAAACUGGGCGACGGGCAUCCCGUCUGGAUUCUCCAUCCCUCCCAUCCCCUCCGACUGGGCGUCCCUUCUACCCUCCGACUUCUCGGUCCCCGCCGAUGGGGCCGUCAAUCCCACAACGCACGGUGUCACCGGAGGCUCCGGGACCGCGAGUCGAACACCCAGCAACGACCCACCUCCGACAAACGCUCCCGCCGGCAAACUCACCGUGGAUGCAGUCGGGGCCGCAGACGCCCAGGCCACGGCCGUCGGACAAAGUCCUUCGCCGGAUCUGUCAACGCUCACCCCCAACAGUUACAUUGCCAUCGGCCUCCUUGGCGGCGUUCUUACUCUGCUUGGAGUAGGCGUAUUAUUGACGAUUCAUGGCCAACAUAGGACUAAGGAAUAUGCGCCCAUCUGGAGGGCUGAACGGAUGAUGGAACGGGAUGUGCCGUACGAAAACGGCUUCCGUGGCACCAAGGACUGA